Molecule: messenger RNA, 1032 nt
Organism: Rotaria socialis
Lineage: Eukaryota; Metazoa; Rotifera; Eurotatoria; Philodinida; Philodinidae
Source: the annotation of a GenBank genome assembly
AUGGAAGAAAUACAAAAUCAACGCGAGGAAAAGUUAUGUCUUGAAUUAAUGAAUAGUUUGAAAACUAUUGUGCGCGCUCGUGGAGAGCAUAAACAAAGAAUACAACUGAAUUUAACUAUGACUGCAAUUAAAGUUUUCGAUGAAGGCACUAAAAUUGCAAUCAUUGAUCAUGAGGUUACACACAUAUCAUUUGUUGUUAUGGACCCAAAGGACCCACGUGCGUUCGGCUAUAUUUACAAUACAAAUGAUGGUCGCCAUCAAUUUUGGGCUAUAAAAACUGAACGACCAGCAGUAUUCACUGUCCUUGCAUUAAAAGAACUUUUCGAAAUAGUUUUUGCACGAUUAAAGUACCCGGAAAAUGCUUCAGAAGAAACAAAUGAAGUAACAUCUACGCCUGUUUCACCGGAACUAUCAACUGAGCAAAUGGAACAAUCAUCAACGUCAUCAAUUCCUAUCUCUACUCCACAGACAACUGUUACAUUUGUCAAACCUAUUAAACAGCCAAUACAAGCACCUAGAAUGCCUUCGUUUAAUAAUAUUUGGGGAGAACGCACUUCACAAAUGAUCUCUCAAGCAGCAUCAGCGCUGGAAACGCCCGUUUUUGAUGAUCCAUGGGGAGAACGUUCUUCAACAACAUCAGCAUCUAAAAGUCCCUUGUUUGAUAACGAUUGCGACAAAAGUCCUAAAAAAGUGGUUACACCAACUACAUUAGCUUCGACUAUGCCUGUUUUUGAUGACACUUGGGGCAAUGCUUCUUUGACAACGUCCACUCCAACAACAUCAACAUCACAAAUACAUGCUUUUGAUGAUCCCUGGGGAGGUAAUCCUUCAACAGCAAUAUCACAAGUAUCAUUGAUUUCAAGCAAACAUGUUCUUGAUGAUCCAUGGGGAGAUCGUUCUUCAACAAUAACAACAACAACUACGGUUCCUCUAAUAUUUAAAAAAUCUGACAUAUUAUCAACAUCUAAUAUGGAUCCUUGGAAUACAAAAAAUCCCUCGAUGUCUAAAAAUCAACCAGCUGCAAAUACAUAA